UUACUCCUGCAUUUUGUGUCCAUCUUCAAAUGACGUCUGUGCGGGCGCAUGAAGUCACACGCGACCUUCGCGCCUCAAAGCGACCAUGAGGUUGCGUAAUUAGCAUGCCAAGGACACGUAAGUGGGACUGGGGCUUAACUAUGAGAAGCCUACCAAGGGUGAGCAACAAGGACUAAUUCUCCUUGGUACAUGUUCAAUAAUUAGGGGGCACAGGACCAUUUUUUUUAAUGGAAUCAACGAUGCUGGGUUGGAAACUUACUGCCUGAAUGAGUGCUUCAGGCAGAAACCUUAUCACACUGAAGAACCCCAAUGAGCGGUCUUAAAGCUAGCAGGGUAGAGGGAUUAACUUUAAUCAUAUUUUCCCAUGGGGAGAAUGCCAUCUUCUGUGUUAUAAACUUUUAUAAUUAACCAUUUCCACUCACAAAUUAAUUUUUGGGUGGCGCAGUGACGCACGCAGCAGUAACGUUGCUGCCUUACAGUGCCAGAGACCCGGGUUCGAUCAUGACCAUGGGUGCUGUCUGUAUGUUCUCCCUGUGACUGCGUGGGUUUUGUUUGGGUGCCUCCCACAUUCCGAAGACAUUUAGGUUUGAAGUUUAAUUAUCUCCUAUUAAUUGUCCCUAGUGUGUAGAAUACGGGUGAUCGUGGUCUGCGAGAUCUUGGUGGGCCGGAGGGUCUGUUUACACAUUGUCCCUCUAAACUAAACUCAACUAGAAUCACUGUAUUCUGUACUUAAAUAGCAGAAUAGAUUUAAAAAUGCACUAUUUUAAUGUACAAAUGGACAUUUUUAUGAGGAUGUAACAUAUGCAAUAAUUUCAGAGAAAUUAACGGCAUGCAAUUAGGUGGAGAAAGUUUAAACAGAUUAACUUUUAAUCUUUUAGUUAUAUGUUUAAAAUUUCUCCACCCAACUGAGUGACUAGAAAUAAGAUCUUUCAGUGCCAAGAAUAUUUUUCUUCGUCUCAAACUAUGUUAUUUACCAUAUGUCAGCAUUUAACUGAGAACAGAGGAAUAUUACUUCCUUUUUCCAGAUGCGACAAUGAUUUCUGUUUCACAACCAAGUACAUGCUCAGAAAGCAGGUUGUGGUGACGGUGCAGUGAGAACAUAAGUCAAUUAUUGCAAAAACACUCUAUACCUUCAAAAAGAUGACACAGGUAAAAACUCUCUUCAUUACCCAUUAUGGAGACUUCAGUCACCACCAAUGAUAGUUGGGAUUUUGCCUUCCUGGAUCCUUCACUUUUUUCAACAGCCUGUGAAACAUCGGGUGUCAGAAACUUUGGUAGGCUUUUCAUGCCCAGUUUAUAUGCAGUAAUAUUUGUGACAGGGCUUCUGGGCAAUUUGUUGGUCAUUGUGACAUAUGUCCUUUAUGUGAAGCAGAAGACCAUGACAGAUGUCUACGUGAUGAAUCUAGCGAUCGCUGAUUUAAUCUUCCUUUGCACCCUGCCAUUCUGGGCAAUCGAUGCAUAUAAUGAAUGGAUAUUUGGAACUUCUAUGUGCAAAAUUAUGAAUGGUGUGUACACUGUCAAUUUCUACAGCUGUAUGUUAACUCUUGCAUGUGUAAGUGUCAACAGGUACAAUUUGAUUGUUCAGUCAACAAAAAUGCUUAAGAGUAAAAUGAAAAUAUUUCAUAGUAAGAUAGUUUGUGCAGGCGUUUGGGGGCUUGCAAUCAUGCUGGCCCUUCCAGAAUUUAUAUUAAGUGAAGCAUUUGAUAUGCCUGACAAAGUUAUUUGUACUAUGGUAUACCCUCCUAAUUCAGAUAUCAUCAUGGUAGGAGUCCAUGUAUUGCAGAUGGUUGUGGGAUUUUUGAUCCCCUGUGUGACAAUAAUUAUUUGCUAUUCAAUCAUUGCAAAAACUCUACUCAAAGCUAAGGGCUUUCAGAAGAAUAAAUCAUUAAAGAUUAUAGUUGCAGUUGUCAUUGUAUUUAUGAUUUGUGAACUGCCAUUUAACAUUAUACUCUUAAUGCAAACUCUAUCGAUCAUAAGUAAUGAAAGCAUGAGUUGUGAAUACAAGCUAAAUAGAAACUAUGCAAUUAUCAUAACAGAGAGCAUUGCCUAUGUACACUGCAGCCUCAAUCCUAUUUUAUAUGUAUUUCUUGGAGUAAAGUUUAGAAACAACCUCUUAAAGAUUUUAAAAGAUGCUGGAUGUAUAAGUCAAAGACUAUUGGUGGGGUGUCAGAAAACUGAAUGCGAGACAUCACAACAAAAAUCAGGAAUCUCUGAAACAACAAGUUUUCACCCUUUAUAGAAAAUACAUGGUGCAUCGGGAUAUUUACAUGUACAUCAAAGGAAACAG
Leucoraja erinaceus (little skate) is the source of this 2287-nucleotide messenger RNA. RefSeq names its product C-C chemokine receptor type 7-like. Gene Ontology annotation, biological process: G protein-coupled receptor signaling pathway; chemotaxis; immune response. The record is from RefSeq and is a predicted model, not a curated record. Gene Ontology annotation, cellular component: membrane. Gene Ontology annotation, molecular function: chemokine receptor activity. The transcript has 2 exons. Bases 1175 to 2239 code for a protein of 354 amino acids. Lineage: Eukaryota; Metazoa; Chordata; Chondrichthyes; Rajiformes; Rajidae.